AUGCACGCGCAAGAGAAAGGGUGCCAUCCUUUCACGUCAGAUUUAGUUAGACGACGCGCUCUGCAUUCUAGCCCCAGCUCUGAUUUGGCGACAACCAUUAUUGCAAAACGCAGCCAAGUGAUUUGUUUAUUAAACGACACCAACUCCGCACUUGAAGGUGUCAGCCGCUAUAUCAAAGAUAAUGCUGUGCAAUUUACUAAGCGUAGUAUUCCACAUUCAACCCAACGACGACACCACCGGCCUGUACAUGUUUUACUUGAUGUUUUUGUCGGAACAAUGCCUUCCUUCCUGCACCAUCUCAUUCUAAGGCUAAUCGCAAUCUGGCAUUGUUAUCGCUAUGCGCUUACAUCCAAUCGCUGA
This is a messenger RNA of Bipolaris oryzae ATCC 44560, 360 nucleotides long. RefSeq lists its product as uncharacterized. The transcript has 2 exons. The record is from RefSeq and is a predicted model, not a curated record. The coding region runs from base 1 to 360 and encodes 119 amino acids. Lineage: Eukaryota; Fungi; Ascomycota; Dothideomycetes; Pleosporales; Pleosporaceae.